GCCCUGCACUUGUACAUAGCGUAAUUGUUUGCAGGAGCCUACUGUAAACGAAAAGACGAUCUAUGUCAGUGUACGAACCUGUAAAGGUACACGAAAAAUGGACGUGUAUUCUAACAGUAUGAGUUGGUCGGAGGUACGAGAUUUAUUUAGAUUGUGGAGAGAAGAAAAUGUACGUAAGAGCGUAGAAGUUGUUGACCUAUGGGAGAGAACACUACAGAAGAAGAUGCACAAAUUUGGUGAUGAAAGGCUCUUAGUACUGGAGCAAGUGUGUGUGGCUGCCCUGGAUUGCAACAGGCUUGAAGUGGCUGAUGCGUGUCUCAAAGCUCUUUUGGCUGAGUUCCCCACCAGUCUGCGCAUUAGGAAGUUGAAGGCCCUCAAGUUAGAAGCACUGGAAAGGUACGAUGAAGCCCUAGAUAUACUGGACUCCAUCAUCAAGCAGGACGAGACAAAUGCUGCCCCUCGCAAACGCCGCAUUGCCAUUCUCAGGGCAAGGGGUAAAAUACCUGAUGCUAUUAAGGAGCUCACUGAGUACCUUAAAAAGUUUAUGAGUGAUCAGGAGGCAUGGCAGGAACUGUGUGAGCUGUACCUCCUUGAACAAGACUUUGCUCGGGCGGCUUUCUGCAUGGAGGAGCUCAUCUUGCACAAUCCACAUAGUCACCUAAUUCACCAGCGAUAUGCUGAGAUCCGCUAUACACAGGGAGGCUUUGAAAAUAUGGAAUUGGCACGAGCUCACUAUUGCCUGGCUCUGAAGCUUAGCCCCAACAAUAUUCGAGCCCUCUAUGGCCUUUUUCUGUCUGCUACCAACAUUGCCAUUUCUGCUAAGUGCACAUCAGUCAAGAAAAAAGAAAAUAAUAAACUAGCAAAAUGGGCCCUGAAGGAAAUUAAUAACAGAUACGAAGAGCAGUGUGGGAAAUCAAAUGAGGUGGCAGCACUGGAGGGUCUGAUGAACUCAUUGCAGAUUUCACCAAUUGCUUAGCCUGCCUAAUGAUGAAACCAAUGUAAACAUGCUCAGUGAGCUCCAAAAUUGUAUACAGGAGUGCCGCAUGCAUAAUACGGCAAAAGUCUCUGUGAAUAUACCUUCAGCAUUUAAACAUCCUUAAGUUGAAAAUAUUCAGCUAAAUUUUUGUAACAUUGUGAGGCUCAGCUUACAACCUCUCAAUUGGAUAGCAAGUUACAAAUAUAUCAAAGCACAGCUUGGACUGUGAGUCAAAAUCCUUUUUAUUUAGAUCACAGAAACACUGCAGUAACACAAUGUAUAAAGUAGACUCUAAUAAUGAGAUAUGAAAUGUUAUAAUUUUCAGUCAGGUGUCUGAAUUUCCCACAGUAACUGUUUGUUGAAUUGCCAAAAAAAUAUGUUUCACUUGUCCAUAUUUUAAAGCGUAAACAUUCUUCAGUUGGUAAACAAUUUCCCAUUAUGGUGCUGAGGUAUAUGAACUUUCUGUUAUGUCGUCAUUUAAAAUCUCAUACUCAGAACUUAGAUAAGGGUGCAUCACAUAGAUUAAUCAACAGAGUUUCAAGGACAAGUGAUGGUUUUAAAAAUUAAAAACUUAUAAAUUACAUUCAUAAAUAUACAUACAGUGAAAAUAAAUAUAUAAAAUGUUUGAAACUACAUUUUGUAUUCUGGAGUUACAAAGUAAAGAAUUUUAACCAGUCGAUUAAUUGAAGAAUCAUAAUUUAAAGAAUGAAUUCUUAAGACUAAUAAUGUUUUAAAUAUUCUGAUAUGUGGAGAUGAAGUCCUGUAAUAGCCAACUUGGAAGAAGGAUAUUGAUAAUGAAUGAUCUGCAUUGACUAAAAAUCAUAUGAGAUUUAAUGUUCUAAUGGUAGUGAAUAUCAAAGUUCACAGCCUUCUUCUAUACGAUAUAUGAGUAUUCAGGUAACACUCUUUCAGUGGAACCUGCUGCCUUCAUCUUCAGAGUAGAAGGUAAGAAGAUGAAUCCAGCACAUUCCUAUGAAAAGCUGGUACCAGACUGUACAAUGUCAUAUAAAAUUUGAGGUUCUCACAGCAAUGACUGUGAAUGCAGCUGUCUUCUGGGAUAUGAUGCCACAUAAUCUGAUUGUUUAUUGAUGUUUCUGAGGACUGUCCUGAACUGGCCAUAUAAGUGCCACUGUCCCCUUCACUCUUCUUCUAUUGGUUCAUUUAUAUUUCCAUUAAGGUUGCUUUGUUUUUUUUUUUUUUGUGCGCACGCAUUGAUUUUUGUUUUCAUCAUAUGUUCUGGCACAUACCAUAUUAUUUUGAAUAUAAGAAGCCCUCAACUUUAAGACAUCCAGUUUUUGAAUGUGGAUUGUAAGAAAAAAAAAACAGAAAGG
This is a messenger RNA of Cryptotermes secundus, 2307 nucleotides long. RefSeq names its product ER membrane protein complex subunit 2. Gene Ontology annotation, cellular component: EMC complex. Gene Ontology annotation, biological process: protein folding in endoplasmic reticulum. Gene Ontology annotation, molecular function: protein binding. The record is from RefSeq and is a predicted model, not a curated record. NCBI's taxonomy places the organism in Eukaryota, Metazoa, Arthropoda, Insecta, Blattodea, Kalotermitidae. The transcript has 8 exons. The coding region runs from base 98 to 976 and encodes 292 amino acids.